This is a messenger RNA of Drosophila mojavensis, 7304 nucleotides long. RefSeq names its product NACHT and WD repeat domain-containing protein 2. Gene Ontology annotation, molecular function: protein binding. The record is from RefSeq and is a predicted model, not a curated record. Lineage: Eukaryota; Metazoa; Arthropoda; Insecta; Diptera; Drosophilidae.
UAAUGCAGUUUCCAUUUAAAUGGAAUCUUAGUUAAUUUAAUUUGCGAGACAGUCCCUAUAAUCAAACAAAAGCAAAGUGAUUAACAUUUGUAUCCUUCCUCGAAAAGAAAAAGAAACUAACGUUUGAUAUAUAUUUAACAAACAAUAAAAACCUAUAGCAUAUAAUCCAUUUUCCUAUAGCCAACUUAAAUGAAAUUAGUUAAACGCGUUUCAAAAAAAAAAAAAAAAAUCAUAGACAAGAUUGCAUAAUAAGCGAAAUAAUAAACAUUUUACUACACUAAAUUCUACUGAACUAAAUUUUUAAUACAUACACAUACAUAACUUUAUCAAGAGGGCCAUGGUAAAUAUUUUACAUGCGGCCAACAGCAUCCGAUAUUCAAGAACAAUUAGCAACAUUCUUCAUAUAACUAUAAAAGAUAAAGAAACAUAUAUAUUGGAAUACGAAACUUUUGCAAGCUUAAAUUAUUCAAAAAAAUCAACAUUAAAAAAAAAAAAAAAAAAAAUAAAUAAUAACAGAAAAUGACAAAUAAAUAUAUUGUUAUACAACCCACGAUAUGUGUUUGCAAUGGGAAUUUUAUGAAGGGCCCAAGGGUGAGAAACUUUUUGGAAAUGCGUAAUUCACUCUACAUUCUAUAUUAGGGCUAACUUAAAGCUUUGGAUAAGCGUGUUCUACGUUCAGAUUAUGGAUAUAUGUAUAAGUAUAAGUCUAGAAACAUCUUUUAAACUUUCAAUUGAUUCGGCACGCAGAUUAAACUCUUUCGUAAGCCAAUAUUGAGCAUGGUCAAAUGGUAUAAAAAAGGAUUUGCAUGUGUCGAUAAUCUGAAUUGUUGUAACAGGUACCAGGUACCAGAUAACAGGCUAACCUGCCUUCAAUUGCUUGACCUAUAAAUUUAGCUGUACUCGUCAAAUGCCAGUGCUAUAAAUGGCACACAUUGAACUCGAAAUUUAGUUAAAUGGAGCCACAUGCCCUGCAUUGCCAUUGAUUCAUUCGCCUAGGCACGCACGUGUCUAGGUCGAGGCCAAUGAUUGACAACUAGAAGAAAACUUAAGACUUACCCAUGCCCCAGUGCCCGAACUAAGGAGCUAGGUGGAGGGGAAGGGGUGGUUCGAAAAGUCGCACCCAUAACCGAUGGCCCAUUAAAUAGCGACUUUGAAAGUUUCAACAACACCAACGCAAUCGCCUGAAAAUGUGUGGCAAGCACGCAACUGUCGACGUCAUGGUAGCAGAGGGUCGACAGUACUUGAAAACACUUGUUGUAGUUAAGUGAAAUACGGUGAAUAUCAAUCAGAACGUAGGCAGAUGUCAGCUAUAAAUAUGACUAAUAAUCAAAACACAACCAAACUGAGCCGCUUACCAAUCAAAACAAAAGCAGGCGCCGGGUCGCAACAGGUGUUGCCCGUGGCUACGGGACUGCCUACUACUGGGCUGUCGACUACACCCUGGCGUGUCAGUCAAGCUGAACUCAAAACAACCCGUCAACUAGGCGACUGUCAAAUGCGCCACAUGUCCGUAAUCCGUAAUAUCGACCAAACAGCGGCAAGCAAUAUAAUGUGAACUUUAGACAACUUUCUGGGUCUCCGUUUGGUGCAGACAUAGAUUGGAUUUCAACGUAAGCGGAACGUCCUAGAAAAAGCUGCUCCGGCAGCGCACAAUUACAGUAAACCCGAUCAAAUAAUAUCCUAAUCAUGGAUGAUCGUACUAUAGACUCGAUAUUCUUGGGCUCGCUAGAGUCCUUGCCGCCGGUUAGCUCGAAAAUUGUGCGUAUCUUUACGAGCUCCACAUUUACGGAUACUACGAUGGAACGUAAUACGCUGAUGGCCAAGUGCUAUCCCAGAAUCAAGGAUUAUUGUCGUGAGAAACAUGGGCUCGAGUUUCAAGUGGUGGACAUGCGUUGGGGUGUUCGAGAUGAGGCCACCGACGAUCAUAUGACUACAGAGCUCUGCAUGCGUGAGAUCAAAAAUUGCCAACGCCUGUCGAUGGGACCCAAUUUUAUUGUGUUUUUGGGUCAAAAGUACGGCUAUCGGCCGAUACCCACAUACAUAGUCUCCUCGGAGCUGCAAAUGAUAUGCGAAGAGUUGACCUCAAUGGGCGUGGAUCGUGCUCUGCUUGAUCUAUGGUAUAAGAAGGAUAGCAAUGCUGUGCCGCCUAUUUCGGUGUUGCAGCCCAUAUCAUCUAUUCUUAUCAAUUUCAAUAACAAGCGCGUUCCAAAGCUUCAGGCGGAGGAUCAAGCCGUCUGGUGGGAUACGCUGAACAAGAUGCAAAAGCUGUUACGGAAGGCUGCCGCCUCGCUGGGCGCCAGCAACAAGAUGUCAAAGGACGAUGUUCACAACUAUUUUAUGUCGGUCACGGAACGUGAGGUGAUCAAUGGAGUUCUGAACGUGAAGAAUACCAAAAAUCAUUGUCUGGCUUAUGUCCGCUACAUAAACAACAUUAAUCUGCAAAACCUGAAGAAGGCCUCGCUCUUUGUGGACAUUAUCAAUCGUAGCUUGGACACGGAGUCCGCUAAAUUGUUGAGUGACUUGAGGGACACUCGUCUACCCGCUAAGAUCGAGGCGAGCAAUUCGCAAAAAUAUACUGUGGAGUGGAUCGGUCGCGAGGGCCUGGACAUAGAAACGCAUGAGGAGUAUUUGAAUCAUUUCAUUUCGCACUUCUAUAAGAAUGUUGUUAAGCUCGUGGAUAGGGCCAUGCGCAAGGAAGACUCCAGUGCACAGGGGCAGAUAGUAACUGAGAUCCUUCAGCAUUUGCAUGCUUGUAACAAUUCGGUGAAAAUCUUUUACGGCCGCGAAGAAAGUUGCGAGCGUAUCAAGCGCUAUAUGCUGGGGGAUUCAGAUAAGCCACUUGUCCUUUUUGGCGACGGAGGUUGUGGAAAAACUUCAUUGCUGGCCAAGAGCGCCUCUCUUGUAGCCAGCGAAUGGUUCGCCGAUAAGCGACCCAUCAAUAUCAUCCGCUUCCUUGGCACGACUCCGGACUCUAGCGCCUUGACGGCUACCCUCAUAUCAAUAUGCCAGCAGAUAUCGUACAACUAUAUGCUACCCUUUGAGAAUAUACCAGAUGAUCUUGUACCCCUAACAGCACAUUUUAAGCAAUUACUAACUUACGCUAGCCCCAAUCAGCCGUUAACUAUAUACUUAGAUUCAGUUGAUCAAUUGACGGGCACCCAAGAUUCAAAUAAGGUAUCCUGGAUACCGACACGCUUGCCAGCCCACUGCAAGAUUAUCAUAUCGUGUGCUAAUGAGCCCGCCAAUCCGACUGUCUCCCAUGAGUACCAUGUGCUGUGCAAGAUGAUUGACGUGGAGGAGAACUUCAUAGAGGUGACUGCACUGGGCGAGGACCUGGCCAUGAACGUGAUCAAAAUGUGGAUGAAGACCGCGUGUCGCGAUCUUAACAACUACCAGUGGCGUUUGGUGGCUAAUGCAAUUAGCAAAUGCUCCCUGCCCAUAUUUGUGAAACUGGUUUUUGCCGAGAUUUGCCGAUGGCGCAGUUAUACGCGUCCGCAGGAGACCCAUCUGGCCAACACGGUGAUGGACUCAAUCAUGUUGCUCUUUGAGCGCGUGGAAAAGCAGCAUGGUCGCAUUCUGGUCUUUCACGCUCUGGCCUAUAUAACCGCUUCCAAGUCGGGUCUAUCCGAGAGCGAACUCGAGGACUUAAUCUCUUUGGACGACAAAGUCUUGGACGAUGUCUACCAGUAUCAUAUGCCGCCAGUGCGUCGCAUACCCCCGCUGCUGUGGACGCGCAUCAGAAACGAUUUGCCGAACUACCUGAGUGAACGGGAAGCCGAUGGCGUCAAUGUCAUGAACUGGUACCACAGACAAUUCAAGGACACAGCCAAGGAGCGUUACUUUAAGAACAUGAAUAUGGCCAUAUAUUUUCACUCAAUGAUUGCAGAUUAUUAUUUGGGCAUUUGGGGCGGCGGUAUACCCAAGCCGUUCAAAUUCACGGAGAUACAGAGGCAUCGUUUUGGCUUAGCUGACAAGGAAGGGUCAGCCGAUCGUAAGGUUCCUAUACAACCGCUGGUCUUCACCAGCAAGGAUGGUCUCUCCAAGCGCUACAAUUUGCGCAAGUUUGGUGAGCUGCCUUUUCAUUUUGUGCGCUCGCGAAGGUUUAAGGAUCUGUUCGAGCACGUGCUCUUCAACUAUGAAUGGCUGCAUGCGAAGCUUUCGAGCUGUCCGCUGCAGUCGGUGCUGGCCGACUUUGAAGAUGCCUCGACCAACACAGACGACAAGGAGUCGAAGCGUGAGCUGAUGCUGGUGGCGGACGCAUUGCGCUUGGGCGGUGCUAUCCUGGCCAUUUAUCCCAAUAUGCUGGCGCCGCAGUUAAUUGGUCGCCUGCUGCCAGAGAUUGGCGGCAAUCCAAAUAUCAAAAUGUUGCUACGAGCCUGCGAUCGCUCCGGACCCAAGGACUGUGCCUUAAUUCCGGUCAAUCAUUGCCUGCACACCCCCGGCGGACCCCUCAAGUACUCGCUGGAAGGUCAUCAGUUUGCCGUAUUUGCAUUUUGUUUGACCAGCGAUAUGCGUUACAUGGUCUCCAUAUCGACGCACUUCAUCACCUUCGAUUUGUCCACAUCGGAUCUGACGCGUGACGUGAAUCCCGGCAUUGAAGGCAUCAUGCAGCAGCUGGUCCUUAGCCCGGACAACAAGUGGGCGGCUGCCUACUCGAACAAUAACCAAACGGUGCUGCUGAACAUGCUAUCCAGCGAGUUUGUGGUGAUCAACAGUCCAUUCGAGGAUGGCGACGGACCAGUCAGUGGCUUGUACCUGCUUAAUCAGAAUUUAUUCAUUAUUUGCAAGCUGCGCUGGGCCAAAUUCGACAUGCGUGGCAAUUUGGUCGAAAUCUUUGAAGUGCCGGGCGAUAAUACGGAUUGGGAGAUAUUGUCAAUGGAAUUCUUCACCCCACUCGACUAUAAUGUUAUCUUUUGGUCGGGCUCAAUAAAUGAAAUUCGUUUGCGCUUGGACUCGUGUCGCACAUCCAAUUACUCCAAUUCAGUGCACUUCUUUAGCGCCUUGGUCAUGAACAAGGGCCGCACGCGCGCCUAUGGCUGUGCCAACAAGGAUAAUUUCCAAGUAUCAGUUUACGACUUCAUCGAGAAUAAGGAAACCGGCGAGAUACACUGGACUUUUGUGGAGCACCUGCCGCGCUAUGAGAACGAUGAGAAGGAAAUGCUGCUGCAGCUGCGCUUGGAUCAACAUCAGCAGGAUCGCAUGCUGCUUGGCACCGCUGGCUUGGGCUUUGUCAUCUGGGACUUUGGCCGCAAUGAGAAGGACUGUGAGCGAGCUCCCAUUUGCGAGGGCGCAAUGUAUCUGGCCCUGCCGCACGGUGUUAGGAAUAUCACUACUCGCAUCAUGCAAUCGAAUUCCAUAAUGGUCAGCUCCAAGCUAGACUAUGCGGUGGCUGGGGUGCGUAAGAAUCUCUACGUCUGGUAUCUCCACAACGGCCAGCUGGCCAAAGUGUUGGAUGCUCAUUUUGGACGAAUCAUACAACUGGAGCCGCUGACCAUUGGCAACUGGAACAAUUUGGUGACUUCAUCCAUAGAUCGCUCGGUCAAGGUGUGGAAUAUCAACAAUAUAUUUGAAAAGGUCCAUGUCAUUGACCGUCAUGAGCUGCAAAUAGACGACAUCAGUCUCUCCGAGGUGGACAUAGCUGUGACGGUCACACGCAGCUGCGUUGGCGUGUGGGAGACCCGCUCUGGUCGCCUACUUGCCAAACUGGCGGACAGUCCAUUGGGCGCCAUUGUAACGCAUGCUGAAAUCACUCCAGACGGACGGUACAUCAUCUCUUCGGAAACGGGCAAGUUUUUGAUCUGGAACCGCGUGUCCGAGCAGGUCGUUUAUCGCGACGAUCAGCCGGGCAUUCAGCAGAUAACGCUCAUGGACUAUGGCUACAAGGUGCUCACCGUGUCGGUGCCCAACAUUAAUCAAAGAGACAUUCUAACCGGAUCGGAUGAAACGAAUCGCCUGACGGCCAUAACAACAGUUCGAUCGAUUCCAGAGGGCACAAUUCUAUUUCGCUUUGAUUUUCACAUGCGCAUGGUGACGGGCAUGCCCUUUCGCCAGUCAGUUAUCACAGCUGACAAGGCCUAUAUAAUCGUGGUUACUUUGGACAAAUCUAACAAGGAUUGCCUGGGUGUUUAUAGCGCAACGAAUGGCUCUUUCGUAUCAAAAAUAUUGCUCAAAGGCUGCGCCAUCAAGGAGGUGUUCUCGUUGGUGCCCAUGCCUCACAAGGCUAACCAGGUCGCUGUGAUCAGCAGCGAGAAGGGCAGCAUUAUGGACAUCAAGACCAAGAAACAUGUGCGCUCCAUCGCCAAGUGGGGUGGCAGCCUCACUCGUGACGGAAAAUGUGGGCUGUAUGCCCCGACGAGGGGAGGCUUGGAGAUGCUGGAGCUGCGCAAGGGCACCACAGUGAAGACCUUUAUACCAAAGGUAGCUGAGGGCGUCUUCUCAGUCAUUUGCAUAUUCACAGAGAAUGACGAGUAUGUGGCGUAUUACCACAGCGGCAGGAAGACCAUUCGUGUAUUUCGCACCGCCGACACUGAGAUGAUUGCCAACUACAGGCUACAAGCCGAGUUGACAGCCAUCAAGAGCAGCAAGGAUGGGCGCGCCAUUGUGCUGGGCACUGUCGAUGGCUGCAUGUCGGUGCUGGCCAUAGUCGAUCCCAAAAACGAGGAAAUGUUUGAGUACUUAAGUGCGUUGCCAUCUCGCGACGAAAACUGGAAGGCCAAACUGGCCAAGAUGAAGGCACGCGUAGGCUUCAAGGCGGCCAUCAGAGUGGCUACGAUUUCCUCGCGCUAUGGCAAGCCGAAGAAUGACGAGGGUGACGGAGAUGAUGAGGAGCUAACUGAAAUAACGGAGGACAUAGUGCCUGUAGCGGAUUAGAUGAAGUAUAAAUAUAACAUUUAUUGUUGAUUUGCAUAAAUAAUGGGCAUGUUACAAAAAAUUCGUGAAUAUGAAGGUGUGUGAAUGUUAAACUGGACAGGGCUUAAUCUAAAUAAUUAUUAAGGCAAAACGUAACUGCAACAUAGUAGAUUAUUCAUCAUCAUAUUAUAAGCUUGCGUGCAGUAUAUUUUCAAUGUUUAAAAAUUAGUUAUUUAUCUCGCACUGACAGUUUCUGCCUUUGUUGGCCUAUUUUAGCCGGGAGCUGCAUAACAAGGUUUAUACAUAAUUUAUUUAGGAGGAAAAACCAGUUCUCUUUUAUUAAUACAUAACAUGUGGUAAUUGAUUUAACUUUAAAUUUUAACGCAUUUUUAUAGAAUGAUCGUAAAAUAUGCAAGGAACUAACUUAACAAACGACAAAUGGAACAUAUUAAAAU